Lates calcarifer (barramundi perch) is the source of this 8156-nucleotide messenger RNA. It is a transcript of the gene pdxdc1, whose product is annotated as pyridoxal-dependent decarboxylase domain containing 1. The transcript has 24 exons. NCBI's taxonomy places the organism in Eukaryota, Metazoa, Chordata, Actinopteri, Centropomidae. The record is from RefSeq and is a predicted model, not a curated record. Gene Ontology annotation, cellular component: intracellular membrane-bounded organelle. Gene Ontology annotation, biological process: carboxylic acid metabolic process. Gene Ontology annotation, molecular function: pyridoxal phosphate binding; carbon-carbon lyase activity. Bases 381 to 2786 code for a protein of 801 amino acids.
GUUACCACCUGACUGGCCAGUGAGUGUGACGUCGGCGCUGCCAACGUGGAACGCACGUCGCACGCUGGUUCAGGAAGUAAACUGUCCGGUUCAGACUCCGGGAUACGGACACAAGUGAGCAGUAAAUACGUGUCAAAGUCACCAUUCCAACACGCCGUCCCGAGGCUCUCCGGAGGGACACCGCGGCGAUUCCUUGCCACAGAUUUCCCGCAUCUCCGGUCAGGCUGUCAGUUGUGUGCAGUGUCGGUAAGAGGAACGAGAGCUGCGAGAGCGAGCUUGCACACACGCCCACUCACCCCACACACACACACACACACACACACACACACACACACACACACACACACACACAAAAACAUAUACACACACAUAAACUUUAGAUGAUGGUGGACUCCACACUGGCUCAAGUGGGCAAGAAUCUGAGUGACGCCAUGAGGAUCCUGGAAGACGGGCAGAGAGAGCUGGAGACAGGAACAGAGAGGCGGCGUUUCAGCAGAACCAGCAUCCCCGGACCCCUGCAGGGAGAUGGUCAGGAUGUCACCACUAUACUGCACCUAGUUCACAACCUCAUUCAUGAGGAGGAAGAGAAAGAGGACAAGCCCAGCCAACAUAGGAUGCAGAAUGUGGGUGAACAGGGUCACAUGGCUUUGCUGGGUCACAGCCUGGCAGCCUACAUCUCAGUGCUGGACAGAGAGCGACUGCGGAAGCUGACCACUCGGAUCCUGUCUGACACCACAUUGUGGCUCUGCAGACUGUUCAGGUAUGAGAACGGCUCAGCUUACUUCCACGAGGACAACAGGGACGGCCUGGUCAAAGUGUGUCGGCUGGUCAUAAACGCCCGCUAUGAAGAAUAUGCAUCUGAGGGGUAUGCAGUCCUGAGCUCUAAACAGCCAGUCAUCUACCAGAGUGCGUCCAGCAGGCCGGGUCUGGGACAGCACCUGUGCAGCCAGCUCGGCCUGCCGCUCUCCAGUUUGUGUACAGUCCCAUGCAACACCAUCUUUGGAUCCCAGCACCAAAUGGAUGUCGCCCUGCUGGACAAACUAAUCAAAGAGGACGUAGAGGCUGGGAAGCUUCCUUUGCUGUUGAUUGCCAACGCAGGCACCCCUGGGGCAGGCCAUACAGACAAGUUGGGUCGUCUGAAGGACCUGUGUGAUCAGUACAGCAUGUGGCUUCAUGUGGAGGGGGUCAACCUGGCAACCCUGGUACUGGGUCAGGUCCCUUCUGCUAUCAUGGCAGCCACCAGAAGUGAUAGUAUGACACUGACACCAGGUCAGUGGCUGGGACUGCCUGCUGUAACUGCUGUCACCCUCUACAGACAUGAAGACCCAGCACUGUCUCUGGCAGCAGGUUUGACGUCCAGCCAGCCUGUGGAGAAGCUGCGAGCGCUGCCGCUCUGGCUCUCUCUGCAGUACCUCGGUCACAAUGGAAUUGUCCAGAAGAUCAGACAAGCCACAGCUCUGAGCCAGCAACUCCUGCAGAAACUGAAAUCUCUGGCCUCCAUCAAAACAUCGGAUGUGCUUGAGACAGAGAUCUCUCUCGUCGAGGCUUUGACCAUGGUGGAGGAUGAACAUAGCUCUCCUGUGGUGCUGUUCAAGUUUUCCCAGGAAAUGAGUGCUGCAUCCAGUGGGGGCUCAGUGGAGGGUUACUGUGCUGGGGAGAGAGAGGUCCUCGACGCUUUCAACAGAUGGCUGGGUGAGCAGCUGGCCCGGUUGGUUCCCUCCAGUGGAGUAGAAGUAGUGGAGCUUGAGGACGAGGGUACCUGUGUUCGCUUCAGCCCCCUCCUGACUGCCGCAGUCCUGGGGACCCAGCAGGAGGAUGUUGAGGACCUGGUGGAGAAGCUGAUGGAGCUUGUGCCUGUGAUGAGCUCCACUAUGUGCCUCAGACAGGACUUCAGAGAGGAGACCCACCGACACGCAGCCUCGCUCAGAUACAUAGAGGAGCUCAGUUGGCCUGGUCUGGGAGCUGUCCGGUAUCAGCCACAGACUGAAGGAGUGGAUGAGAACAGGAGGAAGCAGGAGCUGGAAAAAAUUAACACUGAGCUGCUGAAGAAACUGCAAGAACUUGACACUGACAUCGUCUUCUCCACUGGUCCUGAGUUUGGGACAGAGGAGGACUGUAUCUUUGUGGGUAUGGUGACUGAGGACGUUGACGUUCCAGAGCUGGUGGAUACAAUAGCUGCCCUGGGGAGGGACAUAGAGGAGAGUGGAAGGUUGUUGGAGAACAUGACGGAGGUGGUGAGGAAAGGCAUCCUGGAGGCAGAGCUACAGCUGCAAAAGGCCAAUGAGGAGAAACUCAUGGAAGAGGGGGUGCUGAGGCAGCUUCCUCUGGUUGGCUCUGUUUUAAACUGGUUCUCUCCAGUUCAAAGCUCCAUAAAGGGAAGGACCUUUAACCUGGCUGCAGGUUCCCUGGACUCCACAGAAGGGACAUAUUCCACCAAGGCCCAGACAGACAGGCCAUCCCUGCAAGACACUCCCACCUCCUCAUCAAAGAGACUGCCAGGUCAGAGGUUAUUCCGGCGUUCAGGGGCAAGCUCUGACUCCUUCAGUGAGACCAGCUCCAUCGGACAAACUGAUGAGACAGCCAGGGAGGAGAGUACCACUGUGAGCAGUAGCACCCUCCCUCCCACUUCUCCAGCUGUACCAGAGGAGGACUCGCACUCUGCAAGUGAUGUCUCAGCGGAGAAAAUGGAGGAGUCUUCUGAGCAGGUGCUCACACAGGUGGAGACUGAGGAGGCCUUAGAGGAGAGGCAACCUGAAGGCCAAGAGGUGGAGGAGAGCAGGAGAUAGGACAGCUCUCUGCACAGGUGUCCUCCAACCGUCCUCUAAAUUAUACCAGCCUAACAGAUGUUUAAGAAAAGCCGUUAUUACAUUGUGAAUCUAACUCUUCCAGUUUUGAAGGGAAAACCAAUGGAGCUACUUUGGGCUGUUUGUCUCUGUCUUAUGUUUCAGAGCAACAAGGAUGUCAAAGUUAAUGGGAAAACUCCACCCUUGAAUACACUUACAUUGUACCCAGUGUAGUACAGUGUACCCAUUCUUCUUAUUUAGUAGUGUAACGUGAUACCUUUCCUCUGCCUGUGGCUGAGAAGUGUGCUUUUCCACAUUUUUCAGAAUGCCUUUUAAUCACUCCUAAAAAGAGGACAUGAGCAUGUGUAUUGGCAUACUUGAAACGGUUAUGGGUGCAUUGCAUUAUGGUCUGUUGAGGUUACUGGCUUGGGGGGAACAGGUAUUCUCUACCUGCCUCUUCUCUGGUCAGUUGCCUCUUGUAUGAUUGUUGCCUUUAUUUUGAUGUUGUAGGUUGAUGUAGUUCUGCUGUCAAACUACUUUGUAGCUGCACUAAAAAUAUUUUGACAGUGUAAUAACAUGACUCAUGUCAUCUCUGAUUUGUCAUGUAUUCAAGAAUACACCUAACAAGAGAAUGGAGUGGAAGUGUUUUGGGUGGAUUUUUCCUUUAAAUGUAGGCUGGCGUUCAGAGUGACAUUCAGCCCAGCUUUAUGUUGGUUUUAACACUGAUCUCUCUGUCAGUUGAUGACUUUGGGUGUGCUGUUGGAUCAUAGAGCAGAUGAGUAGCCAUAUUGCACACAGGCUUUUUUUUUGUUUUUAGAUAUACAGAGAAAUAUCAUUAGAUAAUACUCCCUUCACUUGAGCACUCAACUGGAAAUAAAGCAGCUCAACAUUAAAGCAACAAGUGUUGCUGCAAUUAAAAUGUUUAGAUUCCUCACUGUAAAUAGUCUACAGUACACACUAUAUACAAUAUGUGUAACUUGCUCAACUAGUCACUAAUAAUUUAUAAAAAGAAAUCUGUAUAGGAGGAGUAGAAUAUCAUCACCUAUUUAAUUAAAAAUGGCUACUAACAAUAGCAGUCUCUUGCUGCCAAGCUUCAAACAGUCCCUUCAUGUCUGCCCCACAAUACUAUGGUGGAGAAUUAGAGUCACUGCUGGGGAAAAAAGAAAUCUUCAAUUAAAAAUAAAGGCCAAAUAUUUUGAGAUGUCAGAAUGUUAUGAAAAUGAAAUCACUAUUUUAAGGGAACAAGUCACAAAAUUACAAGAAUAAAACCAGAGUUUUCCAAUAAUAAAGUCAUACAUUGCAAAAAUAAAAAAAUAAAUUAAAAAAAAAAUAUAUAUAUAUAUAUAUAUAUAUAUAUAAUUUUUCAAGAAAAGGUCACAAUGGGACAGGACAAAACCAUAAUCUUACAAGAAGUUGAUGAUUUGAGAUUUAAAUUGUAAUUUUAUGAGGAAAAACAUUAUGAAAUUAAAAUUUUAGGAUUUUUUUAUGAAAAACAAAAAAUUCUGUUACGAAAUCAAACUCAUUUUACAUUAAUUGGUCAUAUUAUCAAAAUUAAAAUGUUAUUUUACAAAAAUUAUAACGUUAGAAUAUUAAUUUUACAAGAAAAAGUUGUGAUAAUUUGAGAUAGAGUUGUAACUUUAUGAGUAAAGUAAAUAAAUGACAGCAACAAUCUGAAUCUACAGGAUAAAACUGUAAUUUUCUGUUUAGAAUGACUUGUGUUUGGACAGCAGUCAUUCUCCUACUGAUGCACGGCUGUAUGAGUUCCAGAUGUCAUAUAACUAGUUUCAUUUCAGUGCCCUAACUAUGUGAUAAGGUGCUUCAUUCCUCAUUUUGUAAAUGUAAGUACAUAAACCAUUCUCUGUUUACUAUAGUAUUAAAGUGGAUCUCAUAACAUUUCUAGCUUAUUCUCAAUAUCAUCAUCAAAGUUUUUCUUGUCAAAUUGCGACAUUGUUCCCAUAACAUUGUGACCUUUUCUUCUAAAAUCAUGACUUGUAAUUUUGUGACUUUUCUCCUUUUCUCUGAAGAUUUUGUCAAAAUAUUAAGAUCAAAUUCAAAAUCUCAGUGGCCCUAAUACUCUGUCAUACAAUAUUAGCUCCAGCCGCUGCUUUGUAAAUCAGAAUCAGACUCCCUUUACGAUAACACACACAGUUGAGGUCAGAGUGAUAUUUAGUUUUUCAUUUUUAUGUAAGUGUAUUUUUAUUUUUGUCAGUAAUGAAACCUGAGCAAAAAGUAGCCUUGUUUGGUGUUUAUUUACUGUAUGUGGAAUAUUUUUUUUCUUUGCCAAAAACAUCCUGCCAGACCUCGGUCUCAGUACUUCCUGUUCUGGAUUACCCUUUAAAUAUUUUCAAGUGCCAUAUUAGACAGCCAAACGGGUGUGUUUUUAUUUGUUUUUGCUUUUUUGUUUUGUUUGUGUCUUUUUUUCUUGCACUUUGUCUUUUUGAGAAACUCAGUAGAUUCUGCCAGACUUUGAAAUCCACCCACCUGGCACUAACAUCCCAUCUUAUCCAUCUGAUAUCCUUUGGUUUAACUAAUCACAGGCGGCACAGGCUGAUUAUGAACGUGUUGUGUGCACUUUAUUAAUGUUCCUUAUAAAACAUUCUGUUUUACAUGACUGUAGAUUACAUUUUAGUGUGUUUAUCCCACCAUGAUAAUUUGACAGACGUUUUUAGGGGAGAUCCUAAAAACCCCUCUACUGUGGUUUUAACCUGUCCCAGAUGAAAGUCAGUCAGUCAUAAGGUGUUUAGUCCUAGAUCUCACUGUGAACUCAUCCACUAAAGACUGAUUUGAGCUUUAGAAAGACAGCCUGCUUCAAAAUCCUGACAGGAUCAGAAAUACAGGAGCAAAUUCUCACCAUGUAACUGCUUGUCAUGACUCAUGCCUACAAACCAACCAAUCAGAAUACAGUAUGACACAAAACACCAUUUAAAGUGACACUGUAACCGCCUGUAGACAUGCCCUCAGUACUGAUAUUAUGCUGUACUGUCUGACACAGGUUUUGACCAAGAUUGUACUGAACCAUCUCACACAGUGUAACAUGUAACAAACCGCUAAGAUCACUGUUAGUGCAGACUGUGUAGGGGACUUCAUGUAUCACUGACACUGUUGAACAUUUUUGGGGAAGAACAGGAAGUGGAAGUGUGUCAUGAACAUACACUUGAUAUGAGACUGAUGGGAACUUUGAAAACGUGCAAACUUCUGUAAACAACAUAAUCGAGAGCUUUUCGCCGGUGAGGGAUUUUUUAUUUUUUUUACUGCCAUUUGGAAUUGAAUGGGAGCGAAUGAGCUGAGGUGCAGCAGAAACUGUUUAGAAUUUGCCCCCACGGUGCCUGGAUGUAAAAACACAGCGUUAAAACAAACAGGAAAUGUCUAAGAAUGAAAGCCAAAACACAAAUUUGGCCGGACUUAUCCUUCAGUACUUUGAACUAGGUACUGAUGGAACACUUACUGUAAAGAGCUAUAAAAUGUGGAUUAAAUACGGUUUAAUGAGGAAUUAGCACAGUGGGACUGAUGAUUACAAAAGAAUGGAUUUAAGCUUUAUUGCACUUGUUCUGUAGAUAAUUACUACUGUAUUUAAUUUCUUAUAUGGUGUAAAUGAAGCAGAAUCUUCUUAAUGAUUAUUUUUGUCAUGGAAUUAAAAUGCAAAGCUAAAUCAAUAACUUUCUAACCGUACAAGAACAUGUUUGAUGAAGACCUUUUGAUUUGUUCUGAAAUGUCCUGGACCGUCCUGCCUCUGCCUCUGUCACUGUCUGAAUGACUGAUUGUAUUUAAUCAUCAGAGUCCUUUCUCUUGAAUGUUUUCUACAAUUAGUUUACAGUAUAGAAACACACUGACAUGUUCUGUGUAAAUUCUGUUUCUCAACAAAUUAAAUUCAAAGUUUUCAAGUCUUAAUGUAAAGCCACAGCUUUCUGUAGUUGCUAUAAUUCUAAAAACAUCAUUCCAUCUGACUUUCAGUCUUCCUCUGUACAAUUGUGAGUUGGUCAAUCAAUGCAGCUGGCAUGUUUAUGGUUCAGUUAGUCAGCAUACACACUCUUAAAUACAUCUGAUUGUAAUUGUGCUCGAGCCUCAUGUCUGACAAACACAGCAAUAAAAGAAAGCCAAAGAAAGCAACAACAAUGUCAGGCCUUAAUAACAAAAAGCACUUAUAACGACAAAAUGAUAAUUACAUUAUGGAAAAGUGCUUGUGUCUGUAUAUGUGCUUCAAGACCUUGUAACAGUGUAUUUGUAAUGGAGCUAGAAACAGACCCAAUCUCAAACUAAAUCAAGGCAUAUUCACAGCCUGCCCUCUGUAUUUGUGCAGUCUCGGGAAUUUGCAACCACAACAGAAGAUAAAACUUGAGUCAAAUCAGUACAAAUACAGAUGAUUGAAAAAUACUGACAUGAGUCACAUGGCCCAGACUCAAAGCAGAUUUGAGUCUUGAAUCUCAAGAUUUAACAGAAUCAAAACAGACCUGCAACAAGGUUUUGACCCAUAAAUUAACUUGGACCUUAGCCAUUGGACUUGAUGUCCUCCCCAAACCCAAAGAUUAAAAAUGAUGUGUUAUGGAACCUAGCAGCUCAUUUUCCUUUGAAUCAGUCUGACAGCAGCCAGGACUCACACACCAAGACACGCAUGAUCAGUUUGCUUUGAAAUAUUUUGAUGUUUGUGUGAAGCACACAAUUUAGGACGGGACCUGGUUUGGGAUUUGCUGGUCCUGACGUGUGACUUUAUAGCCAAGACUUGAGACUUAAUUUUGACUUGCAAAACUGUGACUUGUCAAUUGUCCCACUUUCUGUACUGCCAGUAACAGUUAUUUUCUCACAUACACAACAGCGAACACAGCAACACUCGCACUAUCUAUAAUUUGAAUUGAACUGUAAGGUGUUCCUGUUAUUUUGCCCACCUCUUUUAUGCACAGGGAGUGUGUCCUAGGUUGCAUCAUAUUGUAGAAGUGAGUUGCUUUUAUCUUAAAACUAAAUUAGUAACUAACAUUUUUCAUAUAAUAAUAGCCAUUCAUAAUAAAUGACCCCAUCACACUUCAUAUCCUGCUAACCUAAAAAAGCCUCAGGCACUUCCUUUUAUGAAUAAACCACUUUCUCUGGUUGAUUGGGUAAUUUAAUGGUUGGAGCACUUUAAUGCCUCAGGGCAUAUUCAAAACCACAAAAUAUUUGGAGAUGAUAGAUUCAUACCAUGUAUACCACAGCAUAUGUUCCAGUUGAUUUUAUAAGACAUGAUUAUCUCAGAGGAUUUUUUAAUGAUUCAUUUAGAGUCCCUUAGUGUAGUUUGUAUAACCAGUGGAUAGAAUGAAAAAGGGACUGACUUCAGAUAAUUAGCAGUGAUUGAAACUGGUGUGUGCAAAUCCCAACAUAUUUUUUAUUAAAUCAUGAACUCAGUAA